Lasiodiplodia theobromae is the source of this 813-nucleotide messenger RNA. RefSeq names its product EF hand domain protein. The record is from RefSeq and is a predicted model, not a curated record. NCBI's taxonomy places the organism in Eukaryota, Fungi, Ascomycota, Dothideomycetes, Botryosphaeriales, Botryosphaeriaceae. The coding region runs from base 1 to 813 and encodes 270 amino acids. The transcript has a single exon.
AUGUCCGUCGGACCUCGUCCGCACGCCACGCGCAGCCCCAACGAGCUUGUCAACGAUCCCAUCGUCGAUGGCAACAGCGACCACCGCGUCACCACAACCUCUGUACAUCAGCCAAGCCGCAGCGACCCACAAUUCACCGCCCGCGUCAUAGUAGGGCCGCCACCCUGGCUGCAAGCCGCACAGAAUGAGAGGCAAGCCUACGAGGCGAAGGUACAGAAGGAGCGCAGCGAGGCCGACGAGACACCCCAGCCGCCGGCUACCAGCACCCAUCACGAUGCCAUUGACCAGAAUAAGACGGAGACUGCCCUUCAGAGCCGCAGCGGCGCUCAACUUGGUCCUUUUGCAAGCGUUCCCAGUGUACAGCCUACCGCCGGAUACACUGAAGCAGGUCUUACCACGCUGGAUCCCGUUGCUGCUCACGGUGUCGAUCGCACUUCCCCAGGCAUAGCUGUGACCUCUGCAUCCCCAACCGCGCAAUUCGUUCAGCAUUCCCUCAGCAGAGGUGAUGUUUUGGACGCUGCUGACGAGCCAAUCCCGGAUGGAUACUGGGACCAGCUCCCACCAGGCUUCUCGGAAGAGCAAGCCGCCGUGAUGUGGGUUAAGAAGUCGAAGCCGUUCUGUCGGCGUUGUACGUUGAGGCAUCCUCCGCCGCACAACCAAAGGGUGACUCGGGCGCAAAGCUCGGGGACGUCAUGGAGUAACUACCGAAGUUCGGUGCGCAAGCGCAUAAGGAGAGGUGCUCUGCGCGAACAGGAGCAGCAGCUCCGAUCCCAACCUCCGCCUCCAUCUCUACAUCCCCAAAGCGACCCCUGA